AUAUAGAUGACCCAUAUUACGCUUUUCCUGGCCGUGGUGGCCAUGGCUGUCUUCCUCGCCACGCCGACUCUUGGCUAUCCGGCCGACUCGACAACGUGCAAGCUGCUGUGCGACGCCAAGGACGGCAACAACGACCUCAAGUGCUGCACGGCCUCUGAUUUUGGCCACAAGUGCGUGUACGGCAACUGGGCCAUCGACGUCAAGGACGAUUCCGGAAACACGUGCGAUGUCAAGCUCUCGGGUGCGGGCAUUGCCUUUACCAUCGGCAUGGUUGUGCUCGGCAUCGCAUGCAUCACUGGCGGCGUCUGCUGCUGCUGCCACUACUGCUCAUGCUGUCCGAUCAACAAGCGGAAGCGUGCGCGCGAGGAGGCUCGGCUCCGGCUACUUGGCCAGCCUGGGUACGGUGGCGCACCGGCGCCGGCGUACGGCUACGGGAGCUACGGUCAGGCCCCACCGCCGGGCCUGCCGGCGUACAACCAGCAUGCCGUCCCUUCUGCCGGCCCGGCGUACACCCCGCAGUCUGCCUCUAUUGAGAUUGAGAUUGAGAUUGAGAUCGAGAUCGAGAUCGAGAUCGAGAUCAAGAUAAGGAUCAAAAUGACCCAUAUUACGCUUGUCCUGGCCGUGGUGGCCAUGGCUGUCUUCCUCGCCACGCCGACUCUUGGCUAUCCGGCCGACUCGACAACGUGCAAACUGCUGUGCGACGCCAAGGACGGCAACAACGACCUCAAGUGCUGCACGACCUCUGAUUUUGGCCACAAGUGCGUGUACGGCAACUGGGCCAUCGACGUCAAGGACGAUUCCGGAAACACGUGCGAUGUCAAGCUCUCGGGUGCGGGCAUUGCCUUUACCAUCGGCAUGGUUGUGCUCGGCAUCGCAUGCAUCACUGGCGGCGUCUGCUGCUGCUGCCACUACUGCUCAUGCUGUCCGAUCAACAAGCGGAAGCGUGCGCGCGAGGAGGCUCGGCUCCGGCUACUUGGCCAGCCUGGGUACGGUGGCGCACCGGCGCCGGCGUACGGCUACGGGAGCUACGGUCAGGCCCCGCCGCCGGGCCUGCCGGCGUACACCCAGCAUGCUGCGCCCGCUCCAGCGAUGAACAAGGCGUAG
Molecule: messenger RNA, 1104 nt
Organism: Thecamonas trahens ATCC 50062
Lineage: Eukaryota; Apusomonadida; Apusomonadidae
Exons: 3
Coding region: 7-1104 (365 amino acids)
Source: RefSeq, a predicted model, not a curated record